CCAGGAAGUGAAACAAAUCAACAAGCUAGACUCUAGACUAGGGCUACUAAAACUAUUCACAGCGAUAAUAAUAAGUUUAAUAAGUAACAAUAGUAACAUUGACAUCGAAGUGAAAUGAAGUAGAUCUAGUCUAGACUAGAUCUAGACCCAGAACCUACAUAAUAUAUUCUAGUUCUAGAUCUAUAAUCUACUGAUAUGAAUUUUAUAUGUAACUAGAUUCUAUAAGUAUAAUAUAAUUAUUUAUAUUUAAUAAACAUCAUAACAUGGUAAUGAAAAGGUUAUCUUUGAUGUAACUGACUCUGACAACGGAUGUUUCAUCAACCAAUUUGGCAUAGAAUAGAAUAAAAUGAUAGCUCAGUCCUUAUGACUCUAGUCCCUUGUUGAAAAUGCCUACCAGAAACUUGGGUGUCUUAUUAUCCAAAACAAAUAUUGAUGCUUCUCUGCUGGAAGAUAAACAAAAAUGUGAGAGAAAUGAUGAGUUAAAUAUGUGGUACCAUGGCAAAUUACAGAGAUUACAUGCUGAACAAAUUUUACAAGAAGCCGUUCAAAGAAACCCCAGCUUGAACUCGGAUGGUCUUUUCCUUGUGCGUGACAGUACAGCCUCAAAUGUUGACUUCUCACUUUCAUUCUUAUUUGAAUCUCGAUGCUACCAUUUCUACAUUGAGCGAGACAAGGAAGGAUAUUUUUUCAUUGAAGGAGGCCCUGUUGUUCAUGGCCUUGAGAAAUUAAUAGAUUAUUACAAAGGAAGUCCUAACCGUCUCCCAUGCAAUCUUUCCUUUAUGUGUAGAAAAGAUUUACCACCAUCACAGGUUCGUAAAAAUGGGCAGACAAAUCUUCUUCACAGAGCAAUAAUAGAAGACAGAGAGGAUUUAGCGCUUAAAAUUUUAAAUCACCCUAACUGUCCAGAUGUUGAUGCUAAAAAUGAAGAAGGAUCCACAGCCUUACAUGAUGCUGCCUUCAAAGGCAUGGACAGUGUUGUCACUCUUCUUCUCAAAUUGAAAGCAAAUGUCAAAAUCAAAGAUGUGGAAGGCUCAACACCUUUGCAUAAAGCAUGUGAAGCUGACAAGACCUCGACGUCUGUGCUGCUCAUCAAUGAGGACAGCACUUGCAUGCAAGAGAGGAAUCCUACUACUCACUGGGUCCCAUUACAUAUCGCAGCAAUGAAAGGUCACACUGGCUGUGUCCAGGUUCUGCUAAGUGGUGGUGCUGCUUUGUACCCAAGGAGUUUAGAGGGAGAGACACCAAUAGAACUGGCAGAAAAAUACAGAAGAAAAGAUUGUAUAGAUUUGUUAAAAAAAUUUAAAGAAUUUCCUGGAGAUACACAAAAGUCAGACUGGUUCCAUCCAGAAAUAGACAGACAGGGUGCUGAGAAUGUGUUUAGUAGCCAGCCUAGCACCAGUGGUCUAUUUUUGAUUCGCCCUAACAAAAACCAGGAUGGACAGUUUGUUUUGAGCUUGAUGAGAGAUAGAAAUGUUUUCCACUAUGAGAUUAAGACAAAGGAGUACAGAGGUCAACGGAUGUAUUACAUUGACGAUGGUCCACUACACCAGUCGUUGGAAUUCCUUGUGCAGUAUUAUCACAGAUUUGAAGAUGGCUUGGGGGUGCCACUUCGAGCCUCUGUGUCCUCCAACAAUCAACUAAAAGAUUUAACUAUCUGUGACACUUACAGCAACUUGACUUCUCCAAAAACUCCAGUCACAGAGACUGUCUCAGCUCACUCUAAUAAAAAUAAACCCAGACUUCCACCAAGGCCUCCAGAUCUUGACCCUUCACCUUCUCAAGACAAUGCUCCACUUUUGCCUACUUUACCAGCCACACCUCCUGUCACAGCUCCAGCCAUAUCUCCUACCAUGCCUCCAGUUAUAGCCCCUCCGACACCAGUGGAAGAAGAAAAAGAAGAGUUGAAAGAAAUUCUCAAGAAAAACUUAAAGCUUGGAAGUGAGCUGGGAAAAGGAGAAUAUGGGUCAGUGCUGAGAGGGGAGCUUAUUAUAAAUAAAACAUUGUUGAAAAAAGAGAAGAUUCCUGUGGCCAUUAAAACUUUUCACAGUGUGGGCAACAUUGAAGACUUCAAACUGGAGGCCCAUGUCAUGCAGUCUUUAAAGAAUGAUUAUAUUGUCCAGCUCCUGGGGGUGUGCCAGGGACCACCUCUAAUGCUAGUUGAAGAGUUUGUUCCCAUGGGCUCCAUGUUAGAUUACCUUGAGGACCACCCAGAGAAGGUCAGAGUGAAGCAGGAGCUUUACUUGUGGGCAGCACAGAUUGCGCAGGGAAUGAUGUACCUGGAGACCAAAAGACUUGUCCACCGUGACCUGGCUGCCAGGAACAUCCUUCUGUUUUCUUUACAAAAGGUGAAGAUCAGUGAUUUUGGCUUAUCUAGGGCAAUGGGCACAGACAAAGAGUACUACAAGGCAACAAAAGGAGGAAGGUGGCCCAUUAAGUGGUAUGCCCCAGAAAGUGUCAACUUUGGACAUUUUUCCCAUGCCAGUGAUGUCUGGAGUUAUGGAGUCACACUUUGGGAAAUGUUCUCCUACGGAGGGGCCCCAUUCGAGGACAUGACAGGUGUAGAGGUGAUCAAGUUCAUAGAAGAUGGGAAUCGUUUAAACCGGCCUGAGAAGUGCCCCGAUGUGGUUUAUGAGGUUAUGCUGAAAUGCUGGUCAGCCAAACCAGUUGACAGGCCAACCUUCACCUGGCUGAAUAAGCAUUUUGAUGAGAACCCGGAAUACAUGAGCACUAGGGAAAUCAUGAGGAUUAAUCGAGCUCGCUGAGAUAAGGGUUGACCCUUUUUUGUUGUUUCUGUUAAAACUAUUUGCCAGUAGUGUACAGUCAUUGACCAACUCCUGGCAUUAAUGCUCACAAUGAAUGGAACAAGUUUUUUUGGCAAAUGAGAAUUUUGUUUACAUAAUUUUUUUUUAUAAUUGCCCCAGCCUUUUUUUUUUUUUUUGGAAGUCACAGAUUUGAUAAGAAUGUCAACAAAUUUUUUGAUCAGAGAUUGUUAAUGUUUUUUAACAUAUAGUCUGUAGCUGUCUCUGUGUCGGUAAAAAAAAGAACCCAGUUAUUUGGUAAACUUCAAUGAGAAUUUAUUUUUGUCUUUUUUCUUAGGUUAAAUACAUUCUGAUUAUUAUUGUUUUGAUUUUCAUUCAAUAGCAGAUGAUUUUUUUAAUUAAUAGUCUGCCCUUAUAAACUAGGUGCAUUAAUUUAUAGUAAGAACUUAUCCUCUUUAAAGUAGACAAUACCCUUAGUCCCAACACAUUUGUCUGGAGUCCAAAUAAAAAUACAGUAGAGUUGCAAAUAUUCACCACCUGAAAACUUGGCAGUCUGGAUAACUCUCUCAUAUACUCAGGAGGCAAAAAAAAACAUCAACAAUUUUUAAGUCAAUUCUCAAUAUAGAAAGCUUGAUGCCCUCGUAAAGUAUAUGUGAGGUCUGUUUUAUCUGAGAAAUGUUUGCUGAUUCUGUACUGUAUUAAAUUUUUUUGUGGUUUAAGGAUCUGUUCCUUCAUUUAGUAUUUUCUUUUGUUUAAGGGCAGUUUGUUCUCUUCAGAUAAAUUCAGUUUUGUAUUUUCUGUAUUUUUAUCUACUCCCUCCCCCUCCCAUUCCGAUAAUCCGACAUUUUCUCAAACGAUCUGGUCCACAGUAGGCUGAUUUUUAGGAACUCUACUGUUAUCCUAGUGACAAUUUUCUGUGAAAAGCAAAAUAAAUAUUCAGUCAGGUUACAAUGAUGAAUUCUUACUAAGACCAUUGUUUACGUGAUUGUAUUAAUUAUUUGACUAUAAGUGCUACUCCCCCUGGUGAAUACUGACACCCAACCUGUGACCGCAGCUGUGUAUCAAGGAUUGGCCUCUUUAGUCAGACAAGAAGUUACAAAGGAAAAAGAAAUAUCCCACAAGAUGUAAAAUGCCACAGACUAUUUGACUGGUCUUGCAAAAAUACUAUUUUUUGUACAUGUCCAUUUUCUUUACAAUUAACCUAAUUUACUAACAUUAUUUAGUAACAUUGUUUUCAUCCAAGAAAAGUGUCAAGUAUACAUGACUUAUUGUUAAUGUGAUGUUUUCUGAUGAUGUUAGAAAUUUAUUUGCCAAUGUUAUUGUUUCCUGUUUACACUAACAGUAUGAAUAGUGCAAUUUGUGGGCAGUAAAAAAAAACCAACUGUUUCUUGUCCAUUGAAUGUCUAGUGAACAGCUGGUCUGUUCAUAACUCAAGAUGAUGAAAACAUUUUUUUUUCAUUAAUGUCAAUUCAAUUGUAGAUAAUCUCUUCCUAUGAAUAUUUAUAAAUGAAGGCUCAUGUAGAGAAAUGUGUUGGCAGGUGGUAUAUCAAUUGUAACAAUUUUGAAAACAUUUUAUAAUUGAUGUUUGUUCAUCAGAGUAGACCUGCAAGUUCCUUGUUUCAAACCUGGUUAGAUGGAUGAGUUACUUGUAACCAAUGUGCUUUGAGUUUUUAACAGUAGCCUUGCAUCAGAAAAUAAAAGUGAUUAAUCCAUGAGCAGAUACUCUGGCCACACAUGUUGACUUCAUUUUACUUUUAUCUAAAGAUCUUCAGACUUUAAAGUGAUAUUUAAACUUUUUUUUUAAUUAUUAUUAUUGAAGUAAGUUAUAUCAGUUUUGUACUUUUUUUCUUGACAACAAUAUCAACUGAAUCUUUAUUUGGUUUUGUUGUUUAUCUUACUUAGAAGUUGCCCCUAUUCUGGUGGGACGAAUUAGUUUCCAUGAAAGAACAAUUUGUAGUGUUCUAGAUAUUUGUACAGAGUAGAUUCUAGUUUUGAUAUUCUCUGUGGAUUUAUGCAUUUGGUUUCAUGUUUUUGUUUUCUUCUGGAAACUUCUAGCAAUGUUUAUGUUAUGCAAUAAUAAUGUUAUCACAAGGAGAAAACAUUUGGUAGUAGUGAGAUUUGUGUGUAACAAUUUUAUGGAGUUGUAGAAAUGGACUGAAAGCAGUGUCUGACCACAGUUUACAAAGGUGAAAGUGAAGGCUUAUAGUAUCUUUUCAUUACCUGAUUAGAAUACGAGCUUAUUCAAUAAGGUGGGAGCAUAAAAUUGUUAGCUUUCCAACUUUGACUCGUUCACAUUAUCAUUAAGUUUAUUUUAUUUUGAUUGUGUUACUAGCCUACUGCUAAUAUUGAAUUAUAGUAACUUCUGACUUACAUUGUUCUUAUCAUAUAACAAAUACUGAUGUUAUUGCUCUCACUAAUGUCCAGUCUGUAGUUUUAUGUUUUACUUUGUUCUUUAUUUCCACCUUUUUUUUUUGUCUACUACCCUUGGACCUUCCAAGUUUGUUCAUUCCUAAAGAUUUAGGUUCUGUACAAUCUUUAGGCUGAAACUUUAGAAUCUUUUUUGAGUCUGCAGGUCUAUAUCAGCUUAGUCAUCUAUCAAAGAAACAUUUCAUGAUCCUGAGACAAUGUUACAAAGUUAUUAUUUAAAAUAAUGGAGUCAGUCUGUGAUUGUAGUCUAUGUUUAAAGGGUAACUCUGAUGGUUUUGACAAUUUUUGAUAUAAUAUGUGUUUUGAUUUAUAGAUAAUGAAUAUAUUAUUCUUUUUUUUUUAUUUGCAAGAAUAACUUAGUAAUUGAUGUUUUUGUGACAUAAUUUUUCUGCGCAUCCAAAACAGUCAGAUUUUCACUGAAUUUCUGUGUGACGUCACGACGGUGCACUCAAAUCCUAUUGAUACUCAUUGAUAGGGAGGCGAAAAAGAAAUUAUCUUUGAUAAAAAAUUUUUUUCGUUAUUACAUCAUUAAAAUACUUUAAAAGAAAUUUCUAAUGGUGUAUAAAUUAUGACUGUAUGUUUGACCGUAAGAAAAUUAUGAUUUUUUUGUGCUGUUUCGACCUAACAUUGGUUGACAUGGAAAAAGUGAUGAGAGAGCUUGACGCUGGCUCAGCCAGCGAGACACACCCCCAAGGUCAAAAGUUAAAAAGUUGGAAUUGAGUUUCGUAGACGAUAGAUCUACUUAUUAAAUAAGAAAUUUAAUAGUAGAUCUAGUAUUCGUAGUAAAUUUCUAGCUCACAAAUCUGAUUUCAUUUAUAUUUAUGAACUUCAGUUGUUUAAAAUGUCUCAGUAGUAUCAUUAAUUGAAUUCUUUGGCCUGGAAAUCCAAUGUAUUGUUGGUACUGCACCUGGUAUUAACUUCAAUUUUUUUUUAAAAUCCCAUUUCCACAGCAGUGAAGUUGCUGAAACAGCUUCUCUCAAAAUGGUUUGAGCAUAAACAGGAAUUAGCUAAUGCCUUUGUAAAAUAUUUGCUCUUCAGGCGAAUAAAUUUUCCCCAUUUUCCCUUUAAAACUUCAUCUCUUGGAAACAAAUGAAAAGAGACACUAAUUUCUGUAUCAGCAUACUUGCUGAUUUUAUCUUUGUGAUUGGAACUACUGCAACAAGCUGAAGAACAAUAUUUAAUUUUCUUCAAGUAGAAAUAGAGGUUUAUAAACAAUGACCGAUUAUAAAUCAACGUGGAGACUAGAUCUAGCUGUGAAGCGUAACAAUAAAUGCGAUCCGAUAGGUCUAGAUCUAGACUAGAGAGUUUAUCGGUUAUAUAGGUCUAGAUCUAUAUUUAGCCAGCACCUUCGUGACGUCACGUUUUUAAAAACUAAAAACAUCUCGCAGAACCCCGUUUUUUUGGGGGCGUGGAGAAUUUUCUGUCUAAUUUAUUAAAUAUAAAAUUUUCCGAGCAUUUAAAUAAAAAAUGAUAUAAUGUUUACUAUUACAACUUUUUACGCAGAAUUUAAAUAUGUCAAUAACUAAAAUUUGAAAAACUAUCGGAGUUUCCCUUUAAGUCUGUGAUUGUUACCAUUCAAAAUAGACUUGUUUUUAGUUGAGUACUUUACAUUUUUUGGAAUGACACAGGGACAUUGAUGCUAGCUGGUGAAUAUUGUUUUAGCCAGCAACCUUGACAUCCCGAUAUCUUUUUUUGUAUUUUGAUAGUAAGUAAAUAAAGUGUAAAUGUAUGUUACUAUUGGGUUGUCACUUGUAUGAAUAGUUCUCUUUUCUUAAUGCUAUCAUUUGUAAAUAUCCCUCUCUUAGCUUGCCUCACUAAGUUUUAUCUGGCUUCUGCUUACACAUUGUUUCUUGCCAGCUUGGACUUUAAGAAGUCAAAACAUUUUUCAUUAUUUUCUAGCUAACAAAACUCAUUUCAGUGGCUCCCAGAAUCUUAGAUGUGAUGUCCCUGAACAUGACCCAUUCUAUACAGACUUCUACAUAGUUAAGACGUCUAUGGUCCCCCAAUGGAUGUUGCUUAAGUUUAGGGAAUUAAGAGUGAGAUAUUUUUAGAACAAGUGUUUCAAUGGGAUUACUUGUUGUUUGAUAGCAAGAAACUUUGCAGCUUAAAGAAUGUGUCUCUCCUAGAUGAUCAUAUGGUAUUACUGUUUGUUACUGAUCCAAGUAGUUUGGGCAGUCUGUUGAAAUUGUGUUGUCUGGUGAUUUGAAGCUUUGCUUACCUCAUGACAUUACAAGAAAAAAAAAUGUCUUUUGUGAUAAACUUAAUGUAAAUGUAACAAUAGCCGGUAAACAGUUUCACUGUCACAUCCAAUGAUCACAUACGAAAGAUUAUUUUGUUUUGAUAAUUUUUUGUUUGUUUGACACAUUAUUCAAAAAGUUUAAGAAAUAAUUGCUCUAGAAAUGUGCACUAUUAACAAAAAUGUGUAUAUGUAAUUGUAAUGUUCAUUGUCCAGGUCAGAACCCAGAGCUUUUUUGUUUUCUUUUUUUCAAGUUUCUUAUGAUUUGUGGGAGAAGGGGAAUCAUUAAGAAAUUUAACUAUUGACAUUUUCAUUGUGCACAAUUAUAUGUGGAGUCACAUUAGAGCAUUGUUUUUCUGUAGGUUUGUGAUAUAUCAAUGCACAAAGAAAUGGCUUGUCAUUUGUUUCUUUCAAUUUUGUCUGCAUAAAAUACUUAGGAGAAAGGGUACUAAAAAUUACACAUUUAAAUGGGUUAAUAUCUUUUUUUUUUUUUUUUUUUACAUACAAUUUUUGAGUUUUUUUUAUAAUACAUGAAUUGUAUAUUUAAAAAAAAAUAAAAAAAUAAAAACUAUAAAUAGUUCAAUUAAUUAUGAUUCAUUUAAUAUUUGAGUUUUGUGUAACAUUUCUACCCUUUAUUUGACGAGAGAGGAAAUCUUGACUAAAACAAUCCACCAAAGAAAGUUUCAAUCAGAUCAAUAUUUCCACUAGCUCAAAACCAAAAAUAUUACACUGCUCAUGCUGCUCAUGAUUGCUCUUGAUUUAUGUCCCCCUCAUAACUUUUUAUUUUUUUAUUUUUUUUUUAUUUGCAUUUAAUAAGAUAAAUCUUUAUUAUCAAGAUAAUAAUAUUAUAAUCAUUAUUUACUGUAAAAUUUGAAUUAUAUCUUCACAAGGCACCUGCUUUGAUUCAGAUGCAUGUGUUGAAUUAUAUCGAGGCAUUUUAAGCGGCUGAUGCAGAACAUUUGCAUAUUUCAGUGACAAUCUAUUGAAACUUUGGGGGAAGAAAUGAAUAUUCUGGUGAUAGCCACAAAACUCAACUGGAGAUAGCAAUAGGUUCAAUUGAGUUAUGAUUUUUUCUUUUUUGUGACCUCAGUUAUAUUUGAAGUGGUGGAAAAAGCAAGCCAUUUUGCAUUAGAGUUGCUCUUGUCAGAAGUUGCUGAGAAAAGAGGAAAUGGAAAAAUGAGCUAUUUAUGUUAUUUCAUUAAAUGUCUGCAUAAAAAGUAAAUUCUAACAUUUUAUUUUGUUCAUUGAAAAGUUGUCACCUUCAAACAGACAUCCUAAAACACCAACACAGCUCAUAAUGCCAGACCUCUGUACCAGUCCACCAAUCAACACUCAUUCAGUACUGAAUCAUAUUUGAAUUUGAACAGACUUAAACUUUAUUUCAAAUUCCUACUUUAAGCUCACACUUCAUCAAAGUCCAACCCACAGAGUUUCAAUUGUUUAUUUUGGGCAAUUGUUCAUGAUGCUAUUGAGUUGACAUUGGUGUACCUAAAUUCAUACUGUGAUAUUUAAUUAAAAUUACAUAAAGAUCACUUUAUUGUUUUUGAAUGAAAUUAAAUGUAUGUUUUAUGGUAUGCAGAUACAUUUUCACUUUAUCUAGAUCUAUACAUUCAGGUUUGAUCUCUUGUAGUAUGGUGGGUUAGCUAAGCUGUUAAAGCAUCUUUUGAUCCCCAUACUGGUCAGUUUUUUUCUCUUUAUUGUUCAAUAAAAAAAAAAUAUAUAUAAUAUAUAUAUAUAUAUAUGACUGUUUAGUUUGCUUAUUAUUUGAAAAUAAAAUAGGAAUGGAUUUUUUAUUUUUUUAUAUUAUCUGUUUUUAGUUGAGUCAUGGAUAUGUAGUCCAAAAAGCAGUCUGCCCUAUUCAUAUUUUUUGUCUUGAUUUUGGCAUGCCGACUGGUUUCCUUAAUUUUCACCUUUUGUUUCAUCCUUACCUUACUUUAAAAAAAACCUGUUUAAUUGUUAAUCCUUUUAAAUUUUCAAGGAAAUAAGGCAGAGUUGGCAGCAGAUAAAAAAUGUACUUUUGAGCACAUAUUCCUAGCAGAUAUGCUUCAAUGCCAACUAGAAGUGAUGGGAGUAUGUGAACAAUGACAAAGUUUUAAGGCUUAACUUUCUGGAAAAGAUAUAUAUUUAAUUUUUGUUUUCUAAGAACACACGAGGCCUUAACUACAUCACAUUCUUCAUUUUUUUAUGCCUUUCAAAUAAUAUGUAGAACUAAGAGUUAUUAUGAUAUUGAUGGUUAUUAUUAGUUAUAUAUCAUAAUUGAUAUUGACGGUCAAAAAUGAUAUGUUCAUUUAUAUUUGUUAUGUAGUAGCAGAUGUGAUGGUUCAAGGCUGUACAUUGUUUAAGAUUUAUAUAUUCUUAUUAACCAUAUGAAUUUGACAUUAUAAUUCAAUAUAACAUUUUAAAAUCUAAGAACUAAAAAAAAAAAUUAACUCACUGCUUAUGUUAACAAAAUGUAUUAUUUUUUUCAUAUAACAUUAUAUAAAUAUGUACAAUUGCAUAUAUUUCUAUUAUAAAUUUUAAAAAAUCAUUUGUGGCACUUGUAAAAAAAAAUAAUUUUUUAUUAAAACAUUGCUUCUUUCA
This is a messenger RNA of Biomphalaria glabrata, 10002 nucleotides long. Its product is annotated as tyrosine-protein kinase HTK16-like. Gene Ontology annotation, cellular component: extrinsic component of cytoplasmic side of plasma membrane. Gene Ontology annotation, biological process: cell surface receptor protein tyrosine kinase signaling pathway; cell differentiation; protein phosphorylation. The record is from RefSeq and is a predicted model, not a curated record. Gene Ontology annotation, molecular function: non-membrane spanning protein tyrosine kinase activity; ATP binding; signaling receptor binding. NCBI's taxonomy places the organism in Eukaryota, Metazoa, Mollusca, Gastropoda, Planorbidae. The coding region runs from base 387 to 2762 and encodes 791 amino acids. The transcript has 21 exons.